AUCCUUAGCCACAGGUCAGGAAGACAGCCCCCAUAAGAACCAAGUCAUCCAUGUAAAGGUUUUUUUUCCUCGACAUUCUAGCGGCUGUCACUACAUUUGCUGGGGAAUUCUUGACGAGAUUCUACUUGUCCUUCCAUGCUGUGCUGUCUGUGGUUUCCUUGUUUCUUUUUGUGAUCGAGUUCCAGAUGGCUCAGCAGUGCGUCCCAAAUGAGUAUUUUGACAGAUUGCUUAAUGCUUGCAAACCGUGUCUCCUUCGAUGUCCUAACACCCCUCCUCUAGUGUGUGAGCGUUACUGUGAUGCAAUGAAAGGAACAAACGCGAUUCUCUGGACCUGCUUGGGCCUGAGCUUGAUAGUUUCUUUGACAGUUUUCGUGUUGAUGUUCUUGCUAAGGAAGAUGAACUCAGAACCAUUAAAGGACGAAUUUAAAGACACAGGGUCGGCUCUGCAGAAUGAGGCAGAGGCUGACGUGGAGGAUAGCAGGACCGACGCUCAAGUUCUUCUUCCGAGAGGCCUGGAGUACACGGUGGAAGAAUGUACCUGUGAAGACUGCGUCAAGAGCAAACCAAAGGUCGAUUCUGACCAUUUCUUUCCACUGCCGGCCAUGGAGGAAGGCGCGACCAUUCUUGUCACCACGAAAACCAGUGACUACUGCAAUAGCCUGCCAGUUGCUGUUAGCGUCACAGAGAUGGAGAAAUCAAUUUAUACUAGAUAAUUCACCUUUUCGACUGGUGUAGAGCUACUUUGAAAAUCUUUUGUCAGAGGAAAGGAUGAUGCAUUAGAUCUCUUUAGGAUGACUAUACUCCCCAGUUGCUGGUAUAGCUUUUUAUCCUCUAAUUCUGGAAAAUCUUUAUGUUAGCUUUAUUUCUUGGUCUUAUUGUUGGGAGCUUGACUAUGGAAACUUCCUUGGUUUCAUGAUUAAAUUCUUGACUCACUGAAAAAA
This is a messenger RNA of Equus caballus (horse), 941 nucleotides long. It is a transcript of the gene TNFRSF17, whose product is annotated as TNF receptor superfamily member 17. The record is from RefSeq and is a predicted model, not a curated record. Gene Ontology annotation, molecular function: signaling receptor activity. Gene Ontology annotation, biological process: tumor necrosis factor-mediated signaling pathway. NCBI's taxonomy places the organism in Eukaryota, Metazoa, Chordata, Mammalia, Perissodactyla, Equidae.